AAAUGUCAUUUAUGUUUUCUAGGUUUAUGCUUGGCAGAGUACAUGUCAGUCCAGUCCCAAGAUCUGUCUUCGGUAUACAGUUGCUGUUACCAGGCAUCCAGUGAAGUUUUGGCCUUUAUCAUUGGUUGGACUUCAUUAAUUUCCCAGACUGCUCUGGUGGCAGCCAUCUGCAAAGUUUCAGCCAUCUUCGUCAACCACUGGACGGAGAACGCUUUGCAGAAGUUGAUGGAGAACGUCCUCCCUUUAUAUAUCGACUCAGGUCUGUCUGUACUUUUUGCCUUAGUGUUUACACUCUUCAUUCUGACUGGGCUUAGUGAAACGUUUGUGUGGUAUCUCGUCUUCAUACCAGUCACGUUCAUCUUAAUGACAACAGCAAGCGCCUUAGCUUACACAACCAAUAGCAAAGUAUUUUCGCUGUCCGCUUAUUUCCAAUUGGAGGAGGUGCAAAAUAUUCCUGAAAUACUUAUUUCUUCUGCAUUAUGUACAUUGUUUUUCUCCGGUCCUCAGAGCAUACUAAGAAUUCCACAAGCCAGAGUUAAUCAUUACUCCUUCGCCGUCCUGGGACCUCUAAACAUCCUCGAUGUCGCUUUCACUUUUUCAUUCCUAAUCGCUGCGUCCAAGUCGGGAAAAUAUUUGGCACUGGAAGUUCCACCGACACAUCCGGUGGCUCUCGUUUCAAACAUUCUCUUUAUGAUCAGCUUGUGCGUGCUGGGAAUCGAGGCUUUCUAUCCGCUGCAUUUCCUGACUGAAGACAUGUCGACUGACGGUUUGCUAUUCCGGAAUUUCUCGAAGAAGUGGAAACCGUUCUGCUUUGCCAUUAUCUCGCCAUUAGUCCAAGCCAUCAUUGUCAUAGCAGUUGCACUCAUCACCGUGUUCCUUCCACUAAUCAACAUUAUAUGCUUAGCAGUGGUGUAUCCUCUUCUAGUCAACAGUGUGAUUCCGUUUCUUGUCCUUCUCCAGAGGUAUAAAGACAAUACUUCUUGGCAGUAUGAACCCAUGUUCCACACAUCUGCAAAGACAUUAUCACAUGAUCGCUCACGGAAGAAAAGCCAAGAAUCUCAAUAUACGAACAAUCCAGGUUAUGAUGUUACAGAUAAUUUAGAGAUGUCGACAACGUGCAUUGAUGAAAACAAUACAGAAUCGAGUUCCGACACGGAUGUCGAUUCUGUGGUCCAGCAAUACAAAGACCAAGCACGAAUUGCCAAUAUGUCAACGCUUGAUGGCCCAGAUUUGUUAAGACAUGUUCCAGAGCCUACGCCAACAAGUUCCUUCCGUGCUAAAUUUGUUAUAGCAGCUUUGUUUGUGAUCAUGCUGAUUGCAUCAGUGACGCUGAAUUUUGUGCAAACGGACGACUAUUUUAUAAUCAUCAUUGUAGUGCUAUUGUGCAUAUUACUUUCAACCGGUAUUCAAGGAAUUCUUGUUUGCUUACCGCAGAAUCAAAGGCACAGAACAACGAAAGGUUGCUGUAUUCAGUCACCAAGUAUGCCUUGGAUUCCUAGUAUCGCUUCUUUCAUUUCUAAUUGUUUACUGGUAAACUGCCUGAAGCAAGUGUGGUCUACAUAUCUUGGAUGGUUUUUAUUAGGUAUGCUAUUGUACUUUUCUUAUGGAAUACGAAGCUCUACUGCAGCUAACUCUUUCUACAAUCUCAAACCUGCCCAUAUUGCAUUACGACCACUACCUAGUUAUAGAAAUAACUGUGUGACCCAAGUCAUACCAUCUCAGCGAAAAAGAGCCAAAAACAAAAGAAAAAUUAAAACUGGAAAGCUAUGAAAUGUAAAAAAAAAAAUUACUUAUUAAAAUAACUUAUGCUUCUUGC
Molecule: messenger RNA, 1816 nt
Organism: Stegodyphus dumicola
Lineage: Eukaryota; Metazoa; Arthropoda; Arachnida; Araneae; Eresidae
Biological process (GO): amino acid transport
Cellular component (GO): plasma membrane
Molecular function (GO): amino acid transmembrane transporter activity
Source: RefSeq, a predicted model, not a curated record